CUCCCGGGCUAUAGGUUUUUAGAGCUCUGGACAGCUCUUAUAUCCCGCCCCCUCUUAGCCUCUGCGGGCUUCCUCCUUGGUUCCCUUAAAAUGGAGCUCUAGGGGAAGCAGUUUUAUCCUCCCCUCAUAUUCUUACUCCUCGCUACGUAGUACAGCUUUUCAUGGGGUCUAUGCUCGGGGAUUGGCCUUCGUAUAAUCCUUACAAUUUCAGCCAACUUCGACCAUCGGAUCCUUCCAAUCCUUCUAAGAUUACACCUGCUACUUAUCAUCCUACUCAUAACCGGACUGUUCCACCACCUAACCAAGUUAUAUCAACUGAAUCUACAAAUAUUCUUUUGAGACAGUUCUAUCAACGUUCGGAGGAAAAGUUGAGACUAAAAAGAGCAGCCUCCGAUCAUCUGGUUCCAGAGCAUGGAUGCAAACAACCAAGGGGUUCUUUCGUGGAUACUUCCAACUGAAUCUUUCUCAUUAUAACGUCCUGAGCUUUCUCUAUGUUUCUCUAUCAAUUCUUACUGGCCAUGCCAAGGAUGUCUUAGUCUUCCUUGGGUUGCUCAUUUGUGUUGUAUGCUUAUCCAGCCAUGUAGAUUAUGUGUUUAUGGUUUAUAAUGGAAUAAAUUAAGGGGGAGGGGUGGAGCAAGGCAACACCCACCGGUACAAGCAAUUAGAUGUUUUUCCUGUCAAAAGUGCCAAAAAGCUUUACCA
Nelumbo nucifera (sacred lotus) is the source of this 702-nucleotide messenger RNA. RefSeq names its product DET1- and DDB1-associated protein 1-like. Gene Ontology annotation, cellular component: Cul4-RING E3 ubiquitin ligase complex. Gene Ontology annotation, biological process: positive regulation of proteasomal ubiquitin-dependent protein catabolic process. The record is from RefSeq and is a predicted model, not a curated record. NCBI's taxonomy places the organism in Eukaryota, Viridiplantae, Streptophyta, Magnoliopsida, Proteales, Nelumbonaceae.